GGGAUCUGCUUUUGCGUGGUCGUUUCUUAGAGUCUGUUUCCAAAAAUUCAACAUUAUUUAGUAUUCAGAAACUUGAGUUCCAUCUUCUAUAAGCAUUUAUGUAAUCUGCAAGAAACUUGAGGAAAUACAAACAGAAUGAAAGAGAUGUACAAGAUUAUCAUUCACUUCAACUACCAAAAAGGAUAUUACGAUUAUGUGUUUUUCUCCAUCCCAAUUCCAGAAUUCAGUAGCCUGCCAACAACUAAUAUUGCAGUACUACAGCGUGUAUAUACUGUUUGUGUCGUUCCUAUUUUCACAUGGAAUGACAAUGACGUAGAAACGAACGAACAAGCUUCAGUGAAUAAUCACAGCACUCAAUUAGAACCAUUACCUGAUUUAAAUGAAUCUGAAACAUUAGAUUAUUUGUCAGUUCUUGCAGAUAUUGCUGAAAGUGAAAACAGUUCACUUUGUAUAUAUGAGGACCAUCCUAAUAUGAACCAGUCAUUGAGUUCUGCAUCUUUCAAUAAUUUUGAAAGAAAUCGACAAAUUGCUCCGUUCUCAUUUUCACAUGACGAAGCAGAUUAUGUCGACUUGCGUUCUUCCUCAAGAGAAAGAUCUUGCAAUAGUCAGAUUUCUCGGAGCUCUCACUAUGAUCGGAAUUUAAGAACGUCAUCUUCAGAUGAAGCUGUAAGCAAUCCAUUAUCUUCAACUGCAUCAGCCCCUAUUAGCAUUGCCAGUGCUCAUAGUUUCGCCGAUGUGUCAGAACAAGACUUCGUUCAACGUCAUUUGCCAGAACAUACUGAUGAACAUCCUAGAACAUCUUCGAGUAAUGUUAGUAACGUCUUUCCAACUCAAAGUAGACUGCUUGGAACAUCCGAUUUUGUUGACCAAAGUGUCUUCAAUCCUACUAAUACUUCAGGAGCUACAGUACAAACGGAAUCAAAUCAUACAACCAGAAUUGAAAGGAGAAAUUUGGUAAAUUCGAGAAUUGACUGUAUUGAAAAUAUUGAUGAUUGUACCACAACUGGAAUUUCGAAUGUUGGUGAUAACGAACACGUGGAUGAUGCUGAUUUAUUUCCAACUGCAGUACAAAGCAAUCAUAAUGAUGUAGACGUAAUAAAUUGGGAGAACCAAUUGAGAAUACACAACAUACGACAACGUUAUCUUUCAAAUAUGCAUUCCCCGGAAAUUAGAAACAACGCGUUUAGUCAUCUUAAUUGGCACAACACACGUCCACCUGAGGAAAUUACAGAAAGUCAGAUGUUUCCUCUUGAAAACGAACAAAAUGUGUACACUGCCAGAAAUGAUAUAAUUUCACGUCUGAUUGAGAAAGGGUUUACACCAGAAAGAGUAGAAAAUGCAUUUCAACAUUUCAUCUCAACAAGAAGACACAACUUUUCGUUUGAGGAUUUGCAUGAAUUUCUGCGUAAUGAGAUGAAAUAAGAAGA
Molecule: messenger RNA, 1427 nt
Organism: Mytilus californianus (California mussel)
Lineage: Eukaryota; Metazoa; Mollusca; Bivalvia; Mytilida; Mytilidae
Exons: 4
Coding region: 136-1422 (428 amino acids)
Source: RefSeq, a predicted model, not a curated record